ACACGAGACGGCAGACCACCUGCUCUCUCCUCACUCUCUGUCACUCACACUCCCUUCCGAUGCUCGCUUGUUUCAUCACAAAACUCAACAUUCAGAUUUACAGCCGGCUGGGGCGCGACUCCUAGCUAAAUGUCAAUAUUAUAUUCGGAAAAUACCCGAAUGUUGGUAUAUUGCUGAUAGUGGGUGUUUAGUGAGGAAAUGGUGGGAUCACAGCCUCGCCUAGAUUUGGUUGUCAUGGUUACUGUGUAAACUACAUUGUCCCUCAAGACACUCCAUCAAGACACUCCUCAAGACACUCAAUAUUACUACUGUAACUGGGCUCCAGACUCCGGCAGUCACCUCUACUUGAAGCACCAUGUCGCAGGGGAAAGGCGGAGACUCGCAGAAGGGCACCACCAUCCGGGAGGCCCUGCGGCAGUGGGAGGAGAACACGGGGGAGAGGGCAGCCGAGGCCACGGAGGUCAAGCUCAUCGGCCUAUACCCACCCAUCGAGAAGCUCGACUCAGCCUUGCAGGUCUUGGUCAACUGCGAGAAGUUGAGCCUGUCCACCAACAUGAUAGAGAAGCUCGGUCAGCUUAACAACCUCCGCUCCCUCAAGAUCCUCAGCCUCGGCAGGAACAACAUCAAGAACUUUACUGGUUUGGAGGUGCUGGCCGAGACGCUGGAGCAGCUGUGGAUCUCCUACAACUUCAUAGAGAAGCUGAAGGGGGUCGGCCUCCUGAAGAAGUUGAAGGUACUGUACAUGUCCAACAACCUGGUGAAGGAUUGGUCUGAGUUUAUGAAGCUGAGUGAAGUGCCCACACUGGAGGAGCUGAACUUUGUUGGUAACCCGCUGGAGGAGAAGUACUCGGGCGAGGGCACCUGGAGGACGGAGGUGGAGCGCAAGCUCACCUGGCUCAAGAAACUCGACGGCCUCCCCAUCAUCCGCGAUGUUGACGAAGAGCUGAUCCUUGAGCAGCAGCAGAGCAGGAAGGACUCUAUAGCGGAGCCCACUCCUGCCCCUUAAGACCACCACAUCAGAUCCGGCUGCUAAGACAGCCAGAGCGGACCGGACUCCUGCCUCAUAUCUCAGCCAUGGCGGACUGGACCCUUGCCUCCUAAAUCAGUAGAAGGACUUGUUACAACUUACGUCCUCCUUCUAGCUUCCCAUGGAUGCUAGAAAUAAACUCUUCUCGACCCAUGGGUUGAAGGGACCCAUCCCCCACUUAAUAGUCCAAGAAUAGGACUUCGUAGGCUCCCCCUCCAAAUCCUAGUACGAUAAAGGGACCCCCAAGGACUUUCCUUAGCCCAUCAAAACUCAGUCUAUUUCUCUCAACUUCCUAGAACAGAGGUGGGACUGUGAAUCUCGACCACCACCAGUUUCAGGUCACCGGUGGCGCCCCUUUCACUGUCAAGUCUAAUAGGACCAUAUGGACUCCUCCGCCACCUAGUCCAGCAGGACUACACGGACUACUCUUCCACAAUUGUACUCUAGUAAUCCAUAUUCUGGGGCUAGAUUCACGAAGCAGUUACGCAAGUACUUACGAACG
Procambarus clarkii (red swamp crayfish) is the source of this 1529-nucleotide messenger RNA. NCBI's taxonomy places the organism in Eukaryota, Metazoa, Arthropoda, Malacostraca, Decapoda, Cambaridae. The record is from RefSeq and is a predicted model, not a curated record.